Fusarium pseudograminearum CS3096 is the source of this 348-nucleotide messenger RNA. RefSeq lists its product as uncharacterized. The coding region runs from base 1 to 348 and encodes 115 amino acids. The transcript is spliced from 3 exons. Lineage: Eukaryota; Fungi; Ascomycota; Sordariomycetes; Hypocreales; Nectriaceae. The record is from RefSeq and is a predicted model, not a curated record. Gene Ontology annotation, biological process: mitochondrial respiratory chain complex III assembly.
AUGACUACCGUCCCGGCUCUCAAUGCCUACCGACACCUGAUGCGCGCGGCGCGUAUUGCUUUCCAAGGGGACGCUCCUAUCCUGUCUGCAGCUCAGCUCCAGAUCCGUAACGAGUUCCGUCAAAAGGCCACGAUCGAUGCGUCUGAUGCUCCUGCAGCGAUCAAGCACGCCGAAGAAGUUGCGAAGGUUCUCCGCCAGAAUGUUGUUCAGGGCCGAAGAAUAGAGGAUGGCAAAGAUUCUUACAAGCUGCGAAUACACGAAGACAUCGAGCGAGGCGACAACGAGUCUAUUAAGACGGCUGGCAAAGGAUCAAUGGGGGGAGGCUGCUGCGGUGGUGGUAAACAAUAA